AUGGAAGCUUUAAUAGAAUUACAUGAUAACAUUAUGUAUUACUUAGUUGCUAUUUUAUUUAGUUACCCAGACUUCUUAAACAGUGAUGGAGAUUUUGUAGAAUUUGAUUCUUACCUAGUACCUGAAUCUGACUUAGAAGAAGGUGCUUUAAGAAUGUUAGAAGUAGAUAAUAGAGUUAUUCUUCCUGAAAUUACACACACUAGAUUUAUUCUUACUGCUGCGGAUGUUAUCCACUCAUUUGCUAUCCCAGCAUUAGGUGUUAAAUGUGACGCAUACCCUGGUAGAUUAAACCAAUUCUCUGUUUUAAUUAACAGAUUAGGUACAUUUUAUGGUCAAUGUUCAGAAAUAUGUGGUAUCUUACACAGUUCUAUGCCUAUUGUUGUAGAAUCUGUAUCUUUAGAAAAAUUCCUAUCAUGA
Didymella exigua CBS 183.55 is the source of this 417-nucleotide messenger RNA. RefSeq names its product cytochrome c oxidase subunit II C-terminal. Lineage: Eukaryota; Fungi; Ascomycota; Dothideomycetes; Pleosporales; Didymellaceae. Gene Ontology annotation, biological process: ATP synthesis coupled electron transport. The coding region runs from base 1 to 417 and encodes 138 amino acids. The transcript has 2 exons. Gene Ontology annotation, cellular component: membrane. Gene Ontology annotation, molecular function: cytochrome-c oxidase activity; copper ion binding. The record is from RefSeq and is a predicted model, not a curated record.